This is a messenger RNA of Pimephales promelas (fathead minnow), 7249 nucleotides long. RefSeq names its product shroom family member 3 (gene shroom3). The record is from RefSeq and is a predicted model, not a curated record. Gene Ontology annotation, biological process: actin filament organization. Gene Ontology annotation, molecular function: actin filament binding. Gene Ontology annotation, cellular component: adherens junction; cortical actin cytoskeleton; apical plasma membrane. NCBI's taxonomy places the organism in Eukaryota, Metazoa, Chordata, Actinopteri, Cypriniformes, Leuciscidae.
AACCAUCCCGAUGAACUGUGGAGUUUGGUGGUGGGGGGGUCGACCACAGACUCCCUCAUCCAUGGUUGGGAGAGUUUCUGCGCAUCAGCUAGAAAAUAAAACUUAAAUACUAUGUAUUUUAAAAGCGUAAACGCGUGUUCGCACUGAAUUGAAGAUUUGGGAAACUCGUAAAGGCGCUUUUUUCUUUCUGACAGGACUCGCUGAGGGGAAUCUCGGCGCGCGCGAGCGCUCAGUCUUUCUGCGGACGCAGUGAAAUGAAUCAAAUUCUAUUGUGAUGUAAAAAUGAAGUCGGAAGCGAGAAAGGGCUGACAAACGGUGUUUAAAAGGGAGACCACUGCCUGGAAAAGUGGUACACAAAAUCAAAUUUGCCUGCUUAUUUGCGAAUGUAAAUUCUUUGAAAGGCAGGAAAAGUUUUCGUGUCGUUCCUUCACAUGUCUAGCAGGUCACUUAGGGAUGUAGCUAACGUUAACGUUAAAGGUAGGUAGAAGCAGGAUUGUUAUGUUACGCUGCGAUCCCAAAUCAAGUAACUUAAUUCGAGGAAAUGACCCAUCAUACCGUUGAAGUUUUGACCGAGAAGAAGAAACAUCUAGGACAUCCUUGGCCGUGUUCCUAGCGGAGUUUAUUGGUUGACUGAGUAACUAAGAGACGUCCUCGUCCAUUCUUUUCCCCAACAUUCCAGCGAUGGAUAAUAGUUUUCCAGGGAGCAGCAGUGCCGUGAUCCAAAAGGGAAAGUUUGUGUUCGUCGAGGCUCAGUUGCAGGGUGGAGCGCCUUGGGGUUUCACGCUCAAAGGUGGGCUCGAACACGACGAGCCGUUAAUCAUAUCGAAGGUAGAGGAGGCCGGGAAGGCGUCUCUGUUGCAGCACCCCCUGCAGGUGGGGGAUGAGGUGGUCAUAAUUAAUGAGGUGGAGUUGAGUGGAUGGAGGCAGGAGGCCAUAUCACUCGUUAAAGGAUCUUACAAAUCACUGCGGCUCACAGUGAGAAGAGAGUGUUGUCCAGGUCCCUGCUGUUCUGAACGCCGUCCUCUUAGUCCUUCCAGAGAUGGCAGAUGCAGCGGAGGAGUGAAACUACGCAUCAAAAACAGACGGAGUGAGCCUGGAUCUCGACCUCAUUCCUGGCAUUCUACAAAGCUGGGCGAGGGCCCUCAGGACCCAGAAAGCAUGAUGCAAGUCACCCAGGGUGGUGUGGGACCCCCCUGGCACCAGAACUACCACUCCAGUGCUUCUACCACAGACCUAUCAGGAUUUGAGACGGGAUUCCUUAGGAAGAGCCCAGAUCAGUACAGUUCACGGGGCAGCAUGGAGAGCCUAGACCACACUCACCCAGCCUACAGCUCCUGCUAUCAACUAUCAUCAUCCAAAUCCUCCAGCAGUAUCGAUCACCUGCACAGCAAGCGGGAUUCUGCAUACAGCUCAUUCUCGACCAGCUCUAGUAUCCCAGAGUACCUUGCAGCAGCACCAUCGUUUAACAAAGAGAGGUCAUAUUCCAUGGAGAACGUUCCACAGAGAGAAGGGAUGCAGCAGGCCGAUAUACGCUACGUACGCACUGUGUACGACCCCCAACAGGGUGUGUCUGAAGAGCAUGAGAUUACCUCUGUGGCAUUAUUAAGAACCAAUGACAGCAGAGCACAGUCUAGAAGUGGGAAUGUCCCAGGCAUGAUCUGUCAUCGUGGUAGCAGUAGUAGUGGAAGCAGUGGGAGUAGUGGAAGCACCACCAGCCCACAACGCCAUAGUGUUGGGACAGUCUGGGAUCCAGCUCACAACCGGCACUCUUUUGAAAAUCUAAAGGGGGCGCCAGCUCCUCCAUUACGCAGCGACAGCUAUCUAGCAUUUCGCAAUCACGAGCGUCCCAACUCUUGGUCGAGUCUUGAGCAAGCUCGGUCACAGCGGGCACUUAACAAGGGUUCUUGGCAUCACUCAAGUGGUUCUGUAGCAACAGGAAAGUCCUCGUUCGGAGCUGAAGGUCAGUUGCACACGGUGAUUGAAAAAAGCCCUGAAAGUAGCCCCACCACCAAACCCAAACAGGGUUGUCCUCAGGCCGCACAACCCGGUCGCCUCAUGUUACCCACCAGCAUCUACCCUGUUCCACCACCCGAGCCUCAUUUUGCACAAAUCCCAACCAGCAACCCUAACUCUGGUAGUGUCUACCCAGCACUGGCCAAGGAGAGCAAGCAAAACAAUCACUGUGAUCACUUGGGUGGACCAGUUAAAGAGGAUAGGGUCACCCUUGAAAACGGAUACCAAAGCAAUACUCCCAACCCAAACCCUAUCCAACCCAAUGUUUCGGCACAACCCAAGCUCUCCGAUAAAGUGCAAAAUGACACACAAUUCAAACCUGGUUUUUAUCGGCCUCAUUUGCAACAACAAGUGCAGAAGUCACAAACACCAUAUGUACCCCAGGAGAGGAGGGACCCUUACACUCCUGUGCAACCAAGAGCAGAGAAGCCAAGGCUUUCGCUUGGUAUGGAAGUUUACGACAACUACAGGCCACCUCGAGAUGAAGAACAGAAUAAAUGCAAUGAGCAAAACAUUCAUUCAGACCCACUUUACACUGGGAAAGUUGCACUGGGACAAGUUGCUCAAGCUUACAGAGGAAACUUAGUCCAAACUCAAGGAAAUGACCACCUAGUCAAACCUUCAAGGCACUACAGUGACUCUAGUGCUCUUCAGCAGAGAGGUCAAGACUGUGAUCACCCUCUGACCAGACUGGAGAAUGCACUUGCUGAGGUUCAAAGAUGCGUCAGUCCCGAGAGUACUGCUAGCCAAUGCAGUUACCAGAGUGAGCGUAGCAUGUCUGUGCUGGAGAAAGUAAGUCAUUUUGAGAGACAGCAAGUCAAACCUCGCAGUCAUAGCAGCCUGUCCCACCAUGGUUCUAUGGCUCGUCUGAGCCAAACAUCAAGACCUUCCAGUGCCAAGAGCUCCUUCUCUGGUGUGGAGGACAUGCACAACAUGUUGGAGAGAAGCAACAGCUCGAUCCCUCAUGGGAGAACUCAGAGUGCUUCUAGCAUGGCAAGCUACGAUGGACGUAUGGAAGUGGAUAUCCGAACGAGAUGUGGGAGUGGUGAUCAUGUCCAACAUCGCCAGCAAAAAGAAGCUGUUGUCGCCAACAAGACCUCUCUUCAAAGAAGUAAGAGCACCUUUCAGCUUGGUGAGGGGAAUGGUAAAGACAUCCACGGGAAAGGUGACAUUCAUGACAUCUUGGGCACCAUCCAAGACACAUAUUUUAACAGAGCAUAUAGAGACAGCAUUAAAGAUGCCCAGUCUAAGGUUCUCAGGUCAACUUCCUUUAGAAGACGGGACCUUAAUGUUAUUCCUCCACCAGUGCCAGCCAAACACGCCUCCUUAGAACGAAAAGGAACAAGUACAAGUCCCAAACCAGCUACAACGUCCCCACACACUCCAAAGGAACGCCAUGUUGUUCCCGUUGAAGCACCAACUAGGACCACUCCUCCUGAACUCCCUAGUGUCCCGGCUGUUGGACCUGCAGUUAUACGGAUCUGUGGACGCAAACGGUUCACGAUGGACCAAAAGAAACGAUCAUAUUCCGAGCCUGAAAAUAUGCAUGAAGUUGGAGUGCUGCCUCAGGAAAUCAGUCAGGCUGAGAGGAAUGUUCAACAGCAGUUUCUGGCGAGCGAGACGAGUGUCGCAGAUCGACGCAGGAUGUUUGAGCAGGUGGCGAAUCGUAGCGUCGAGUCAAGACUUUUGUCCUCCAGGCCUGAUUUGAAGCAAAUGCAGCAAGAUGCCUUAGUUGAGUACAUGGAGCGCAAAACUGGUAGAAGAGUAGAUGGACGUCCAAACCGCCCACAUAGUGCUUAUCUACAGUCCGCUUCUUCUUCUGUUGACUUGCGAAGCCUCAACUCUACCCCAAGUAUGUUCUCUUUGCAAGAGCCGGGACACGAUGGCCACUCUGGUGGUACACAGAAAGCCUCCACCCUUCCAGCAGGAAUGCAAAGCUCCUUUUACCCUCUCAAGGGCACCCAAAAACACACACGGCCUGAGUUUUUUGCCCAUCAGUCGCAAGGCACAAAUUCUGAAUCUCAUAUACCAGGUCCAACCCUGACCAGAAAUACCCUUCCACAGCACCUGGAGGCCAUUUUUGAGAGAGCCACAACAGCUAGAAGCUCAGGGAGGUCAGCUUCAGCCGAGGAUUUGUUGGACCGUAGUGAAGAACGUCCCGUUCCUCACCACUUCCGCUCCAAGUCAUCUCCAGUGGAAAACUUUAGUCAGGACUUCUUAGCCACAGACCUUCAGAUGUUUAGAGUUUCCUCCCAGGAAUCCUCUGAAAACAGGGUGUUGAUGAACACAGGACACAAACAGCCGUUAUGUUCAGCACGUAUGGAGAGGAGUUACCAGCAAAACCCACCUGUGUUGUUGCGUGAGCGUCAAAGACAUUCAGACCGGCCUAGAGUGCAAAGCGCUUCUGGUCUAGCUGCGUCUGUGGGACUUCCUUGCCCUUUCACCUCACCAGACACUUCCACCAGCCUCAACUGGCAUAACGAAAACAGACUGUGUCAGCCCAACCUGGACUCUAUUGCUUUUCCAAUAACUGGGCCACAAAGUCCGUCCAGAGCACUGGGAAUGGUGCGGCAAGGCUCCAGCGACACCAGCACUUCUGACGACACCCUGAAGGACUUCCCGUGUCCGGUGUCCUCUCCAUCACCUCCACACACAGAGGUCAUAGGGUCACAACUUCCACCCAAUUCAAAGCCGCCCUCCCUUCCCGAGAGCUCUGACUCCCCAGCAAAGCCACUCUUGUCUCUUCGUAUCUCAGAGUCUAAUCUUCACGAUGUUCAGAGUAUCGCCGUGUUGCAAGAUGAUGAUGAAGUGUUUUUAGCUCCUACGCCACCUUCUCCUCCACCACCACUGCCCAUCAGAGAGACGGAGAUUUCAGAGGACUUCCCGCCGCCGCCUCCGCCUCUCACACCCCAGAUCGAGGAGGAUGUGUUUUUGACGGAAGAUUUACAGCAUCCAGGACCAUUACAGCCCAUCAGCGAUUGUGAGAAUCUGGCAGAUACAUCAGUCCAUCCAGAACCAGACCGAGCAUCAAACAACCACUCGACUCCAUCGGUGACGCCUGACCCUCAGUCCACCUUGAACACCAGCACUUCAUCUCCUCUAGAGGAGGACACCUCUGAGAUACUGGGACCCGACUACCAUCUGCUGUCCAGAAGAGAGCGGACACACGCCGAGCUGCUUGUGGAGACUUUAGCCCGAGAGCUGGUGAGCCACGACAAAUCCCUCACCGCACUGUUGGACACCUGGGCAGGUAAAAGCACCCUGGAUCUGAUGGAGGACAUCUUCCCUUCACACAAGAGGAGCAGCGGCAGCCAUGUGGGUCACAGGGCUCAAGAUGGUCCGUGCGCUCAAGAUACUCCCUCUCAGGCCGUUCCAAGGAAAAUGGAAACCAACCUGGAUGACGAAGAAGCUUAUUUGAAUCAAAAGAAGGUGGAGCUGUUGCAGGCGCUGCACGUGAGCAUCCGGUCUCUGCAAGGGGAGAGAGAGGGUCUGGUGGAGCAGCAGAAGAGGUGCGGCGCUCUGGCCGGCAGUAUGGAGGCUUUGGUUCAGGAAUUCUGCAAACCCAACGAGAGAGAGAAGUACCGCAUGUUCGUCGGAGACCUGGAGAAGAUCGUAAACCUGCUACUGUCGCUGAGCGCUCGGCUCGCACGCGUGGAGAACACACUCAGCGCGCUCGACGACCACGACCACGACGACGAGAGUGGAGAAGAGAGGGAAUCUCUGCAGCUGAAGCGGAAGCAGUUGAGCAGUCAACAGGAAGACGCUCGAGAGCUGAAGGAAAACCUGGACCGGCGCGAGCGAGUGGUUCAGGAUAUUCUGUCCGGCUACCUGAGCCGCCCACAGCUGCACGACUACCAGCGUUACAUCCGCAUCAAACCCGCCCUGCUGAUACGCCAGCGCCACCUGGACGAGCUCAUACGCCAGGGGGAGGAGCAGGUGAGGAGGCUGGAGGAGACCCUGCCCCCUGAGCAGCACCCAAAGAACACUGACUCCGCCCCCCAAACACAGCCUUGUUUUAACUCCACCCACCUGACACGCCCCACCACUGUGACCUCACUCUGACUCCGCCCAUCAUAGACUGAUGCCGCUCACAGCUGAGGAUAAAUAUGAAUCAAUGACACUGGCCACGAGCAGUGCGCACAAACGAGUGCCUUAAAUGAAGGAAAUGACGGAGUUGCACCACAGACGUUUUCCCAGUGUGCCAUUGCACACGAGCGCAAAGUUCGGAAGACCAUAACUGCGUUUUUUGCCCAUUAGACAUCUACACUGCACCACUAAUUAAAUGCACAGUGCAUGUACACUACAUACUUAGCUUACAGCACAAGGCACAGAGCUAAUUCAGUGGCACAAAACGCAUCAUUGUGAUUGGCCAAAACACCAAUGAUUUCCAGCCCUGUAACUUCUGAGCACUUUGGAACAGAUGAACCACUACGAUGUCACAAAAAGAAGAAACUAUCGAACACACACACACACUUACUGUCUGCGCUUUGAAAUUCCUAUUGUCAAUAAAUGCGACAGCUAAAUAUUUAUGAUUUUCCGUUUAGAAACAAUUUUGUACGCUGCUGUACAUACGCUGCAGCAAUGCCCUCGUGAUUUUAAAAUGUAGAAGGUUUAAAAACAGCAAAGAUAAUGUAUUUUUGUAAGCAUAUUACUAGCGAGGGUGUUUUUGUGGCUUUUGGGCGUUUAUGGUCAGCUUUAAGAGGUGCUAUUAUAUCUAAAUCAUGACAAUUACUACCAGAAACAAUAAUAACUGUUCACUGGCACUUGAACACAACAUCAGUACUUGCUUUCAAUAGCGAUUAGGAAGCGUUAAAACUGAUGUUGAAUAAAUAUUAUUCGCAACUCGGCUGCAUGCAGGGUUUUAUAUUUCCUGGUUUGAUCGCAAUGCACAUGCCCAACUUAUUUUGCCAAUAAUAUAUUUUAUUUCAUUUUAAAUUCUGGCUGUUUUUAUUUGGAGAACAUCUUAAUUCACAAAGUAUCAUACCCCGAACAGCUGUAUCUAAACACAUAGACCGCAAUAGCAGCAAACUGUAGAUGGAAGCGUUUAUAUUGGACUGUUCUUGUAUAAGAGCUGUUGUGAUCAUCUGAUACACAUGCAAUUGUUGUUUUUGUCUGGUUUUUUUUUUUUUUUUUGAUGGGCCUAAUCUGGAGAUUAGGUUCAGCCAUGCUUUACACUGUUUAAAGGCAAAAAAAGAGCACAAUUGGAAGGCAAAAUAAAUCUAUUUUUUAAAUACAA